Doryrhamphus excisus (bluestripe pipefish) is the source of this 2310-nucleotide messenger RNA. It is a transcript of the gene med18, whose product is annotated as mediator of RNA polymerase II transcription, subunit 18 homolog (yeast). Gene Ontology annotation, cellular component: core mediator complex; mediator complex. The record is from RefSeq and is a predicted model, not a curated record. NCBI's taxonomy places the organism in Eukaryota, Metazoa, Chordata, Actinopteri, Syngnathiformes, Syngnathidae. Gene Ontology annotation, biological process: termination of RNA polymerase II transcription; regulation of transcription by RNA polymerase II. Gene Ontology annotation, molecular function: transcription coregulator activity.
AGAGGUCCUUCUGAUGUGCAUUAAUAGGACGAUAACUUUGUGGACGACAGCUAGGAGGCAAAACAGAGCGAACGAGUACUGCACAAAGCCGCCCAGCUGAAGCCCCCACAAAACCUCCGUGGUGAACAUUGUUUUAAAAGUGGAGAUAAAACGGACUGCGACACUUAGCAGAAAAGUCCGCUCAUCAACAUUCGUGACGGCAUUCUUCACUUUCGGGUGGGCGGUUCUGAAGAAAAAGGGUAACUUUCACAUCCUCCGCCAGGUGUCAGUAAUGCGCUGUUGAACUAAUAGAUGAAGUAGAAGAAGAGCACGUUCCGUGUUUGGCUCGACUUAACUUCCUUUGUGUGCUGGCUUCGUUGUUGCUUCCUUGGCAGCAGUUUUUUUUAAAGCUUAAUUUGAAAAAAAUAUAUAUCUUCAUAUCACAUAUAGUAUCUAGCCGUACGUAUAUGUGCCGUGUAUGCUAGUUAGCUCACUCGAUAGCAAGAUAGCAAGGCUACAUGUCUGCUCAUCAAAUUAGCAAUUAGCUCAGUUUUCGUUCUUCGCUUAAAUAUCUCGUAGUCUGAAUAUAUUCACUAACAGGCUGUAAUAUAGAGUUUUUUUCAAUACACACUGUUUGUCCUAUUUAUCGCUUGAACGUGUUGAGAGCUGUUUAGCUACGUGCUAGUUAGCUCAUGGUGGCUAACAAUGCUACACGUAUGAGCAGACGCUAAGUAUUCCAGCUUGGACAGAGUUGGCUUUUGCUGUGCAGGUGAACCUCCCGGAUCUGUUACACACUAAAAAGACGCUCCUGAGAAGAGAUGGAGGCUCCUCCUGUCACUGUGAUGCCCAUCACCGGUGGCACUAUCAACAUGAUGGAAUAUCUGUUGCAAGGAAGUGUGUUUGACCAGGCCCUGGAAAGCCUCUUGCAUCGACUGCGAGGCCUGUGCGACAACAUUGAACCAGAAGCCUUUACAGACCACGAACUGGUUUACCUCCUGAAAGGCCAACAAGGCAACCCGUUUAUCCUCCGCGCCCGCCGCUCUCUCGCUCACCCCACAGCUCCUUGGCACCUGCGCUACCUUGGACAGCCAGAAUUGGGAGACAAGAGCCGGCAUGCUCUGGUACGCAACUGUGUGGACGUGGCGGCCUCGCACAGCUUGCCCGAGUUCCUCAACGAGAUGGGCUUCCGCAUGGAUCACGAGUUUGUCGCCAACGGACAUAUAUUCCGUAAAGGUACAAUGAAAGUUGUCGUCAGCAAGCUAUCACGCAUUUUGGUACCGGGAAACACGGACAACACGGAACGCCUGUCGCUGUCGUACUUGGUGGAACUGAGUGUGUUGGCGCCGGCCGGGCAGGACACAGUAUCCGAGGACAUGCGUGGUUUUGCGGAGCAGCUCAAACCUUUGGUACACCUGGAGAAGAUUGACCCCAGCAAACAGAGACAUUGACAGACUCAACGGACAUGCGAGAUCUUUUCACUUUUUUCCCACUUAGUCUAGAUGUUACAUGACAUUAAAUGCACCACCUGACUUAAUUACUUGUUUGGAUGAUUUUGGCACAUUAACCAUUUUUGCUACAUAUAGUUAAAAAAAGUGGUAACUAUUGAUCAUGUUAUACAAUACUAUUUAUCAUAUAAUAUAUAUAAUUUCCUUGUUCCACUCUACUUAGGUGACUUUGGCCCGGUAUAUUAUCACAAUCGCAGAUUAAUCCAUAAUUUCAAUCCCAAGUGAUCACAGCAGCCUGAAGUCAAGGGUCAAAAGUACAGUCGUUACUGUAUAUUCCGGCUAAAGCGUUCAUGCGCAUCUUCAUCCACUAGGGGUCACUGUUGCUCCUCAUUUUGCUUUCCUAAUUGCUUUGCUUGACUCCCCACAGCAGAUCAUCUCUAGGAGCUUUGGUUGCCAUGGAAAUAAUUAGCUGCGAGAUCUGCUCAUCCCCCACCCGACUCUAAUUAGCUUUCUCAAUUGCUUAAUGACACAUAGACCUGUGAAAGGCUUUCUUUCUUCCCCUUCAACAAAAGCAUUGAUUUUUUUUUUUGUAUCCCCCCUCCCUCUCCCGCUCAUUUCUACUGUUAACCCAUUAGAGUCUCUUUCAUGGGAACUUGAGCUUGGGACUAUUACGCAUGAAAGCACCACAGCUGCCUCAGGUUCUUCCCACUUCACGCUGUGCUCCAAAUUGGCCUGUAACGCCAGUGUGUCAACAUUAUGGCCAAUCUACAGCGCCAACCGAAGUAACUAAUGCACAUCCUGUCAGUUGCCAUAAUAAUGCGGGCAAUAGGACAUGAGUGCCGCUAAUAAUAUCCGGCCAGGAAGAUGCAUUUGUGAUGUAAAGGGA